Orycteropus afer afer is the source of this 1683-nucleotide messenger RNA. NCBI's taxonomy places the organism in Eukaryota, Metazoa, Chordata, Mammalia, Tubulidentata, Orycteropodidae. The record is from RefSeq and is a predicted model, not a curated record.
AUGGCGGCUUCUUGCCCACUCCCGGAGACCCUGAACUUGCCCAUGUUGCUUGCCAAAUUGCAGGGACUGCUGCGAUUCUUGAAGGAUGCCUUGCACAUUUCCAAUGCACAUACUGUAGACUUCUACACGGAAUCUCUGUGGGACCAGCUGGUUGCCUUGCCCCCGGAGACAGUGCUGGCUGCUCUGAGGAGGUCGGCGGCGGAGCCUUCGUCCGGCAAGAUUCCGUCCUGCGAGGCGCGUCCCCUAGUGGAAGCGGAGUGGGAGUGUGGGUGUAUUUAUUUCUCCAAAAUAUUCUGUGAAACUUCCCAGAAACUGGUGAGUGUGGAAGCCUUUGCUCUGGCUGCGAAAUACUAUUCUCUACAAAACUUGGGAAUAUGUACUCCUUUUGACCAGUUGCUUGUAGCCCUUCAAGGAAAUCGAAAACAGAGAACUGGUGAAAAUGUGAAGCCAGAUGAGUUUAUGAAUAUGAAAAAGUCUCAUGAAGUUUGUGUAAUGUCAGAGCUGAUCAGCAGUACUGCUGACUUUUGUGGAAUAAAGCAGGUAAUUGACCUGGGAUCUGGUAAAGGCUACCUAAGCUCCUUUUUGUCCUUGAAGUAUGGUUUAAAAGUUUACGGAAUUGAUUCCUCAGAUGUCAGUACUCAUGGAGCUGAAAAGAGAAAUAGGAAAUUGAAGAAACACUGGAGAGUUUAUCACACUCGAUCAAGGUUAGAUGUCAGUGGACUGGCAUUAAAAAUGGCAAAAGAAAGGAAAGUGAAAGACAAAAUUCAACAUAAAGCAGAUGCUGAAGAAAAGUGUAACAACCGUAUGAUAAAUCCAGAAGAGAUGGCUCCCUCAGGUUUCCUGCCAGGUUUUUCAGACACUGUGAUUUCUAAUAUCCCACAACAAAUAGAAAACCAACAUGGCCAGCCACAGCAAGAAGAAAAUUGGUGUUUUGAAAAUGUCUUUCCUUUUAUAGACAUUUUGCCUAUUAAUGCUGUAGAACCUACUUCUUCAUCCCAAAUAUCCAGCAGAGAAAUUUCUGAAGCCAGUAAAGAAAGAAGAAAAAAAACAUCACAGUCAAAUGAAUCAAGUAUAUAUUCACCUUUAACCUCUUUUAUCACUGCUGAUUCAGAACUGUGUGACAUUAUUGAAGAUCUGGAGGAUUGUUUGAUGGUGGGCCUACAUACUUGUGGUGAUCUUGCUCCAAAUACUCUGCGAAUAUUUGCUUCCAAGUAUGAAAUCAAGGGAGUAUGCAGUGUGGGUUGUUGCUACCACCUCUUAUCUGAAGAGUUUGAAAAUCAGCAUAUAGAAUGUACUCAAGAAAAGUGGGGAUUUCCAAUGUGCCGCUAUCUACAGGAAGAGAGAUGGUGCUGCGGUCGUAAUGCCAGAAUGUCAGCAUGUUUGGCUUUGGAGCGGGUUGCAGUUGGCCAAGGGCUGCCUAUUGAAUCACUCUUCUAUCGUGCUGUCCUUCAGGAUAUUAUUAAAGAUUGCUAUGGUAUCACCAAAUGUGAUCGACAUGUCGGCAAAAUUUAUUCCAAAUCCUCUUCUUUUCUGGAUUAUGUCAGAAAGUCUCUAAAGAAGCUUGGAUUAGAUGAGUCCAAGCAAGAGCAAGAAGACAUUGCAUGGUCUACACUUGUGAAGUUGUUUGAUCCUGUGAAAUCUCCUAGAUGUUAUGCUGUCAUUGCUCUUAAGAAGCAACAAUGA